AUGACCAUGAUUUCCAAGCAGAAUGUCCCACCCGUUCUGGUGACCGUGAUCCUGCUGCUCAGCCUGAUCAGGCUGUUUCUGUUGUGUCGCUUUGGGUCCAAAUGGUCCGCCUACAAGAUCGAUUAUGCUUUUCUUCGAAUAAACUCUCAGCAGCACCGAUUUGACGCGACACCGCGAAUGCUCCUUAUCCUAGCCCGAGUUCUCGUCAUACUCUCUACCGUGGCCAAACUGGCAAUCGCGCUUGUUGGCGGUUUUAUUCUAGACUCUGCCCAUCAAGGUGGUCUCUUCAUUCUCUGCGUUGACUAUUUGGGAGCGACGAUGUGGUAUUGGUGGCUCCUUCAGCAUGAAACUGAAGGCCAGACGACCUUCAGGCGGGUCUCAUACUAUUUAGCGGCUCUGACGCUGAUGUUGCUGGUCAUUGCAAUUGUCGGCAUUCUGCGGGUAUCGUGGGUAAUCGCACUUGAGACCCAGCUGAUCACCAUUUUUAUUUGGGCAUCACUUGAAAGAUUAGUCGUGUGA
Penicillium verhagenii is the source of this 519-nucleotide messenger RNA. RefSeq lists its product as uncharacterized. Lineage: Eukaryota; Fungi; Ascomycota; Eurotiomycetes; Eurotiales; Aspergillaceae. The coding region runs from base 1 to 519 and encodes 172 amino acids. The transcript has 3 exons. The record is from RefSeq and is a predicted model, not a curated record.